Molecule: messenger RNA, 7435 nt
Organism: Salarias fasciatus (jewelled blenny)
Lineage: Eukaryota; Metazoa; Chordata; Actinopteri; Blenniiformes; Blenniidae
Gene: mpripb
Product: myosin phosphatase Rho interacting protein
Exons: 25
Coding region: 767-6604 (1945 amino acids)
Cellular component (GO): actin cytoskeleton
Molecular function (GO): actin filament binding
Source: RefSeq, a predicted model, not a curated record
CCUCCUGCUUCCCUAUGUGCUCCGCCCCCAGGCUCUCCCUCCUCCUCCCUCUGCUCCUGUGGGAAAGAAGAAAAUAAACGUACGGCGGCUAACAGGCUAGUUAUGGACCCGAGUCCCGGAUCCUCCUCCUGACCGUGUCCUCCUCCACACCCGGAGCUCCGCGGACCGACACUCUGCCUGGAAGGAAACACUUUCUGGAUUCCCGCACCUUUUUUUGUUUUUUUUUUUUUUCUUUUCAAAAGAAAAACUUACAGGCUUUGGGGAGGAUUCCUUCAGCUAGCCCGUGCAGCUAACGGAGGCUAACCUCACCCUGGAUGAAGUUGGCAUGGAGCGGCUGCUGCGGGGGGGAUAGCCGCUUGCAAAGCUCUCCUUUCGGACCGGGCACCGGGAGUCCCGCGGUCACCUAGCGUCCCGGAGCCGGGAGGGUGUAGCCCGGCGUUGUUCCUGCGGAUCAUUUCUCCGGGAAAGCUAACAGGAUAUUAGCCACCUGGGCUAGGCCACGGACUGCAGAAAGCAUUCAUCACCCACCGAGCCAUGGGCAGGCUGGCUCACUCCCCGAGAGGCAGCUGGAAACACCCGAUCCGGGACGAGGAGCUCUGAUCGAGGCCACACUAACUACUUUUAUCAGUGUUUCACUCGAAGAUGGCCCAGAGUUUUGGAGCUUUGUGCAAGUUGGAAUAAAAGAGUAAAAAAAAACAAAAAAAAAACACACUGCAGCCCACCUUCCCCCACCUCCCCCGAGAGUUCACAAAGUGCAUGAAAUAUAAUGUCUACCGCCAAAGAAAAUCCCUGUAGGAAAUUCCAGGCGAACUUCUUCAACAAGAGUAAAUGUCAGAACUGCUUCAAGCCCCGGGAGCUGCACCUCCUGACGGAUCAGGACCUGACCCAGGCUAAACCCAUUUAUGGCGGAUGGCUGUGCUUAGCCCCGGAAGGAACCGACUUCGACAAUCCCAUGCAGAGAUCGCGGAAAUGGCAGCGGAGAUUCUUCGUGCUGUACGAACACGGCUGUCUACGCUUCGCUCUGGACGAAUCGCCGAGCACGCUGCCUCAGGGCACGGUGAACAUGAACCUUUGUACGGACGUCAUCGACGCCGAGCCCAAGACGGGCCAGAAGAACUCUCUCUGCAUCGUCACCCCUGAGCAGGAGUACUUCAUCAGAGGAGAGAACAAAGAAAUCAUCAAUGGGUGGAGCGAACAGCUGAUUGUAUAUCCCCGAACCAACAAACAAAACCAGAAGAAGAAGCGCAAAGUAGAGCCUGCAACGUCGCAGGAGCCGGGUCCAGCCAAGGUGGCAGUGACGGGCUCAGGUAUCCCCGAAGCGGAGAAGGUUCCAGACUCCAGCUCCAUCAUCUGGCAAGAGGAGCUGAACCAGAGGGAGGCGGAGGGGGCGGCGGUGUGGGCCGCUGCCGACCUGCCUCCUGGAUCGCCGCUGCCCUCUGCAGGCGAGUGCAUGUCGGUCGGGCAAGGCUCCGACGCAGGCUCGGUCAACGGCGACGAAGUGGACCGGGGCGUCCUGGCGCUGCAUGGCUCCACGCCGCAGCCGCCCAGCGACCUGCUCUCCCCGACCGGCUCCUGCUCCAGCCUGGGUGGAGUCCCUCGGUGCCUGUCCCCGGCCCCCAGCGACCCCUUCCCCUCCGGCAGCUCCCUGCUCUCAAACGGCUCCCACAUCAGCGGCUCGGUCAGCUCCCUGGACUCGGACGCCAGCGGCAGCACCGUGACCAGCACCGACAGCCACCCGGCCAACCAGAGGGCCGGCGGACACGCCUACAGCCACCACGACACGCCGCGCUCCCGGCGGCUGGAGGCCGAGGCCAGGAAGGCGGAGAAGAGGAGUCGGUUCAGGAGUCCCGACAGACAGGAGAGGGAGGCCAUCCUCAGCCCCGAGAGGAGUCGCUCCGGUGUUAUCGAGAAGCUGGAGGCCUUGGAGCUGGAGAACCAGGAGAAGAUGGAGGUGGAGGAGUCGGGGCGGAGCGGAGCCAGACAGGGCCGAAGCGAGCACCGGCGCCUCCACCGAGAGGCGCAGGACAUGGGCCAGGGGCUGGACUUUCCCUCCACCCUGCCUCCCCUGAGAAGAGCCAAGUCGUUGGAUCGGAGGACCACCGAGUCGGUCAUGACGCCGGAUUUACUCAACUUCAAGAAAGGCUGGAUGGUGAAGCUGGACGAGCAAGGCCAGUGGAAGAAGUACUGGUUCGUUCUGACCGAUCACAGCCUGAGAUACUACAAGGAUUCCAUAGCGGAGGAGGCUUCGGACCUGGACGGCGAGAUCGACUUGUCCACAUGCUACAAUGUAACUGAGUACCAGGCUCAACGCAACUACGGCUUCCAGAUUCAUACCCAGGAAGGCGUUCACACUCUGUCGGCCAUGACAGCUGGCAUACGCAGGAACUGGAUCCAGGCCGUCAUGAAGAACGUCAGGCCCUCCACCGCGCCCGACGUAGCAAGCUCCAUCGAGGACCACGGCUCCUUCUCUGCCCUGGAGGGUCUGGUCAGGCCGGACGUCACUCAGGACUCGCCCUCCUCCGAGGCGUCGUCCGUGGAGAGGGAAUCGGGCGCCAAGCCGAGCCGGGCCCGAGAGCGCCGGCGAGAGGGCCGCUCCAAGACGUUCGACUGGGCCGAGUUCAGGCCCAUCGCCCAGGCGCUGGCCCAGCAGCGGGCGCAGGAGGCCGAGAGCCUGCAGUCCGAGGCGGGGGAGCUGGAGCGCAGCCGGAGGAGGGAGGAGCGGCGGAAGAGGUACGAGUCCUCCGCCGCCCCGGAGCACGCGCCCGACAAAGACGGAGGAGGCAGGACAGAGUGCGACGGAGGCGUGGACUCGGACUCGCUGAGCGGCUCGGAGCGGCAGCAGAGAGUGGAGGAGGUCAUUGAGGAACACUGGCGACAGGUGGAGAAGACGCCCAUCCGGGAGGAGAGGAGGGUCCCCCUGCCCACCGCGGCUCAGUCCAGAGAGACCGCCGAGCUCACGCAACUACUGGAGAACUACAAGCAAGGGAUCGAGGACCUGAAGUCCCAGUUGGAGAGCUGCCACCAGCAGCUCCUCGACUCCAACAAGCACAAACAGGAGCUGGAGCUCCAGCUGAGGACGGCUCUGGAGAGGGAGCAGGACGUCCGGACCGGGUACAUCUCUCCGCUGGAGCACCCUUUGGGUCUGGAGGCCGAUGUGGCGCCCCAGACGAAGAGGCCCGAACUGGUUAGUUCUCAAGCGCAGAGUUUAACAAAGAAGUACCAGGAGACCAAAGAGCUCCUGAAGCUGCAAGAGCUGAAAAAGCGCAAUAUGCAGGCACAGCUUGGCCUCUCGCUUUCUCACCUUCCCAACAAGGAACCUUACUUCUCUGAACCCCAAAAAACACCCGCCCCGGAAGGUCCCACCCCUGAACCUGUCCAGAAAGCGGUCACUUUCCUGCUCGAGGACAGCGCAUUGGCUAUUCAAGAGCUGGAAGACCUGAUAACGGGCAAACCUCUGACCCUGAAGGAGCUGGCGAAAGUGCUGAAAUUCCACAGCUGCAUUCAAGAGUCUGCGGAGAAGAUUGAACUCCAGACGCUGUUGGAGACCUGGAAGUACCAGCAGGAAAUAGAAAAUGAAACGAUUCGAAAAUGUUUAGCCAAAGCAGGAGAGAGCAUCCGCGAGUAUGAAGCACGUCUUGCAAGCAUGGAGGACAUGAUGGGGCAAGUUCAGAAACAAAGUCUUAAAAGCCCCUACGGUCCUCUGUCUAAGAUGGAGAGUUAUUCGGAGAUGAACGACAUGACUGUCGGGAUACUCUCCCAGAGGAUAGAACUUUUAACGAGUGAGAACGAAGCCCUGAAACAACGCUGUCAGGAGAUCGUCAACCAGCUGACCGAGGCCGACCGGGAAAUCGACAGACUGAAAGCAGAACAGAUCGGACAGCAAGGCGGCAAACAGCAUCACCUCGUCACGGAGGAGCUGAAAAGACUAAAGGCUGAACGGGCUGAAAACCAAGCCAACGCCAUCGACAGGGAGUAUUACGAGAGGGAGCUGAAUGAAAAGUCGAUGAGGCUCCACGAAGCUCUGGUUACCUUAGAGGAGCUCGGCAACACCCUGAAAGACACUGAGAAGAAGCUUCAGCUGAAAGACGCUACGCUCAAAGGCCUGGGCUUCCAGGAAUACGAAGACGAGGAGAAGCAGCCAGAAAAAGGUCAAUUCAGUGAACCGCUGGAGAGGUCGCAAGCAAAUUUAGCCGAGACAGAGGCAAGGCUUCAGUCUUCAGAGCAGCGCUGUGUGGAGCUGGAAGCUAGGAACCGAGAACUGGUCGCACAAAACCAGGAACUGGAGAAAGUCAGUAGAGAGAAGCUAGCCGAAGCAGAAAACGAAAUAAGGAUGCUGCGCGAGAAGUUAGAAAUUAAGACAAACAGAGAUGAAGAUAGUGUUGGCGAGUGUGUCGAGGCAACAGAGAAGCAAGUCGAUGAGAAAGGAGAUUUGAAGCAAGUAGCACAAGAGUUUGAGAUGAGGUCUGAAGCGAUCAGCCGGGUUGUAGAUAUGUUAGCAAAGGUAGAUGUUAAUGUGGAUAGAAUGCUCAGUGAAUUAAGAAGCACUUUAUUUGGUUCUUUGGAAGAAGAAGAACCACUCGGCGUCAAAGAAAUGAGCUUGCUGUUGGAGGGAGAGUUCUGGACUCAGCUGCUGGGCAUCGCCGAAGCGAAAGACCAUGAAAGCAGGCACAGCUGUGAAAGGGAGGUGGCGGAGCAGAUGAUGGCACAGAAACGCUUGAUGUUUUUGAUUAACAGGAUUUGUCCACAGGCUGAAGCUGAGAACAAGGAACUGGCAGGUUUUCCCUCGCCGUACGGCUGGCUCGACGAUGAAACAAACGCUGUAAUUCUCAAGCAGUUAAUUGGGAGCUUGGAGAAAAGGAUGCACAGUUGGAAGCUGAUUGCCUCUAGGUUGUUACAAGACCAGGAUGACAAACUGCUCGCCUUGGCGCUCGCCAGUUCUGAUCUUGGUAGAAAACAGAAAAACCCCUCAAAGUAUCUGCUUGACUCCCUCAGAGAAGCAUACGCAUUGUACAUGACCAUUAGGCUCAGUGUCCAGCAUGAAAAAGAACUGAAGCUGAAUCGGACACAGGAGCAGAUCGGUAGCUUGGAUUGCCCAAAUUGUCCUAAGCUAAGAGAAGUUGCCGGCAUUCUCAAGGCUAAAGUAUCAGAUCUUCAGAAUCAGCUGUCUGAGGCCACCGCAGUGCCAAAGAACUCAGUCCAGAUCGAAGCUGAGCCCUUAGAUCCAGUGGAUCCAACUACUGAGCUCCAUGACCUGGUGGCCAGGCACAGAAAAGAGCUGCAAGAUGUGAAGGACGGCUACGAGCAGGAAGUUGAAAAGCUGAGACAGGAAAUGGCGAAAGCCAGCGAGACCCUCCGCCUCCGGUCUGAAGAAAGUGUGAAAGAAAUCGACUCGCUGACCAGCCGCAUGGAGGACCUGAAAACGAGUCACGAGACGGACAGGGCGACGCUGGUGGAGAGGUUCGACCGGGAGAUGGAGGAGCUGAGAAGCAUGAUGAGUCUGGACAAUCCCAGCAAGAGCGCCACGGACGAGGGCGCGCCGCCGCACGGCGCCUCGGCCCAGACGCCAACCCUGAAGGAGCGCAUUCAGGAGCUGGUGACCCAAGUCUCCGUCAUGACCGAAGAGAUGAGGCGGCGCGAAGAGCAGGGCGACAUAACCACGCUCCGGCUGAAAUACGAGAAAGACCUGGAAAACCUGAAGGCCACCUGCGAGAGGGGCUUCGCCGCCAUGGAGGAGUCGCACCAGAAGGUGAUCGACGAGCUGCAGAGGAAGCACCAGAGGGAGCUGGAGAACCUGCAGGAGGAGAAGGAGCGGCUGCUGGCGGAGGAGACGGCAGCCACCAUCGCAGCCAUCGAGGCGAUGAAGAACGCCCACCGGACGGAGCUGGAGAGGGAGCUGGACAAGGCCCGCAAGGCCAACAGCAGUGCCGAGAACGCCGACGUGGAGGAGAUCCGGCGGCAGCACGAGGAGGAGCUGUGUUCCUUCCAGCGGGAGAUCGAGGUGCUGUCGGAGCAGUAUUCCCAGAAGUGCCUGGAGAACGCCCACCUGGCCCAGGCGCUGGAGGCCGAGAGGCAGGCCCUCCGGCAGUGUCAGCGGGAGAACCAGGAGCUCAACGCGCACAACCAGGAGCUGAAUAAUCGUCUGGCAGCAGAAAUCACGAAGAUGCGAUCGAUGACGUCUGAGGACGGAACGGGGGACUCGAACACGAUACAGGGGAAGGAGCUCUACGAGCUGGAGGUGAUGCUGCGGGUGAAGGAGUCGGAGGUCCAGUACCUGAAGCAGGAGAUCAACUCCCUGAAGGACGAGCUGCAGGCCGCCCAAAGAGACAAGAAAUAUGCAACCGACAAGUACAAGGACAUCUACACGGAGCUGAGCAUCGUGAAGGCCAAAGCGGAGCGGGACCUGGGCCGGCUGCGGGACCAGCUGCAGCUGGCCCACGAGGCGCUGGGCGAGCCGUCGCCCGAGGACGCGGAGCGAGGAGGAUACGAUAUCAUGAAGUCCAAAAGCAACCCCGACAUCCUGAAGAUGGCGGCCGCCGCGGCCAAACGCUCGGAGCGCACCAUGAGGUCUAAGUCUGUGAGUCGGGACAUGCCCUGGGACAGUUAGGGGCUGCACAGGACCCGUCCACCUCCCUCCCCCCCUUCUCCUUUAGAGUCUGAAGGAGGGUCUGACGGCCGAGCAGAGGCUCCACCUCUUCGACAACAAGGACACGAAGGAGUUCUGAAGCCCCGCCCCCCUCCGCCCGCCGCGCCGGCUGCAUGUGUAGAUGCCCGCCUAUAUUUUAGCUCGAUUUAUUUAGUUACACGACACACUGGUCACCAAACACACAACAUUUAAGAAUGAUAAAAAAAGAAAAAAGGAAAACAAAGAAAAAAAAAAUCUUGGUAUGAAGUUUGAUGUGUAGACUCUGCAUUCCCGUGCACUUCAGUUAACUGUGACUUCUUCUUUUUUUUUUUUUUUUUUUUUUUUGUUCUUACUGUAAAUACUGUUUUUAAAUGUCCCGCAUACACUAAAACUCUGACUGUGUAAGCUACUGUUUUAACUCUCAGACUGUUGCGUUACCAUAGGAACCGGAACAUUCCACAACAGAUCAACUUCAAAAGAAAAUCACCUAAGUCAAGGAGGAAAAAAAAAAAAAAAAGAUGAAAAUCAACCUGUGGAAAAGGCUGAACGCACCUGGACGGGAUUCACUGACUAUAAUAUAUAUUAUAAAUCUAAAAAGUGGUCACCAUCGGUCCAGCUGCACUCGAGUUCUCGGACUCGCUUUAUGUUUCUAGUCUCGUUCAUUUUCAGUCCCUUUGUAUUUAUUGAAAUGGCUGGGAUUUUUUUGUUUUUUCUUUCACAUUCCCAUUCAUCUGUACUCUAUUAUUGUAAAUAUAAAGCAAAUAUACACCAACUGACUACAGGUUUAUUAGCAAUAAAUAUUUUUGCACCCUU